AUGCAUGGUGUUGGGGACUUCAAUGAAGGGGACUAUGAGGCGCUGUUGCAGCUGGACUCUGAAGCGGCCGACUCUAGGCCGCAGAUCAGCGAGGCAGCUCUGAGGACCCUGCAGACCCACGUGCACAUGUGUGGAAAGGCAGCCAGCCCAGGGGCAGGCUGCAAACCCGGCAAGGAUACAUCUGUGCUGCACAAGGAGGCGGCGACCCAGGAGUGCAGUGUGUGCUUGGAGGUGUAUGGGGAAGGGGCGCGCGUGACAACUCUGCCCUGCAAGCACUCCUUCCAUGCAGACUGCAUCGAGCCAUGGCUGCGACUGCAGGGCACCGCUGCCACAUGCCCCCUGUGCAAACGCAUUGUAUUCCCAGGUGCUCUGUAG
Molecule: messenger RNA, 375 nt
Organism: Coccomyxa subellipsoidea C-169
Lineage: Eukaryota; Viridiplantae; Chlorophyta; Trebouxiophyceae; Coccomyxaceae
Exons: 3
Coding region: 1-375 (124 amino acids)
Source: RefSeq, a predicted model, not a curated record